AUGAAAUUUUUUACUGUGGCAUCAAUUGCUGCUGUUAUUAAUUUAGCAACCAUUAGAAGCGUUGCUGCUGAAAAAUAUGAAAUCGCCAAUGCUGAUGCUGUUCUUUUAACAAAAACAAUGAAUGCCAAAAGAGCUCGUCAUAGUAAGACUUUACCAGUGGUAUAUUCCAAUUCAUUAUCCGAAAAAUGUGAAAGUAUCAUGCGUAAUCUAGACUGUGAAAAUAUUAACGUGGUCCCUAAUAAACUAUUCGGUAGUACUAUCAGUGUCGGUUUUGAGAUUGCUGACGCUAUCGACGAAUGGUAUUCUGAAUUUUUCCAUUACGAUUACAGCAAUCCAGAACUUAAACAAACUAAUGCUAACUUUUUGCAGAUGCUUUGGAAACCAAGUACCAAAGUUGGUUGCUGUAAGAGAACUUGCCCAGGAACUGGUAAAGUUAUACUUUGUCAUUAUGAUGAAAGGGUAAAUCCUAUCAGUUUAUCCAGUGGUAUCGGGGAACUUUUAUUAGAUAAGGUGACGGUUACCGAAACUCGGACUGCUUACCAAACAAUUACAGAUUCUCAGACCAUUACUGAUCUUCAAACCAUUGGUUUGGAAACCUUGACCUUUUUUGGUAACAUGACAACUGUUACAACCACAUCAGCUGUGUUCGGAACAGAUGAACCAAUUACCACCACUGAAACUGUUACUGCUGAUAUGAAUACCGAUACCAUAACUGUUACAAACUUAUUUACUCAAACAGAAACUUUACCUGAUAGUGAGAAUACUAUAACUGAGUUGGUCACUAAUACAAAAACAAAUUCCAUAACUAUCUCUGCUGAUGGUCAAACUUUAACUGAAACCCAAACAAUUAUACAGACUGUCAAUCCUAUUACUAUUACAGAGACCGUCAAUGCUAGUGCCGUAACAAUCACAAAAACGGAAACUCUAUCAUCCAGUGUAGCAAAGAAUACAACUGAAACUUUAUUAGUAACUGAAACCCAAAAGGGAAUAAAAACAGAAACAACUACUACACUAGAUAGUACUACUAAAACAAUUACCAAGACCAAAACCGCAACAGAAAUGACUACCAGGACGGACACUAUAUUCAUAACUGAAACGAAAAUCAAGACCGAAUCGACCUAUGCAUCUGAAGACAUUUCUUCAAGUUUGAUUGGGCCAUCCAGUACCUAUGUUAGUUUCAUUAAACCUUCCGAAACGAUUACAAGCUCAUUUAUUACUCCUACCAACACUGGAAUACACACUGGUCAACACAGUUCGUCAGAAUAUAAUUCUAUAGUAUCUGAUGACAAUAAUUCAGGACCAAACACGUUCAGUGAUAUGAAUGAAGGAGGUUAUGAAAGCUCACCUACUACAGUCCCAUCUUCUGUAGAAACACAAAAUUCAGCUACCAAUGCACUAUCUACUACUGUAGACGUUCCUGAAAACUCUUCGUCAUCUGCAUCCGAAACAAACGGAAAUACCGAAUCUACAAAGACUCCAGUAACUGCGUCUGGGGUCACCAAAACUACUGAUAAUUUGAACUCUGGUAAUGGCGAAGGUUCCACAAAGACUACGGUAACUGAAUCCGGACCUACACAAUCAACGGGGGACUCUGAUAACAACAACUCUGAUGAAGGUUCUAACUCCGGUAAUAGUAAUAACGGAGGUGAUGGUUCUAACACAGGUUCCAACGCAGGUCCCAACUCUGGCUCCAAUUCUGGUUCCAACUCUGGCUCCAACUCUGGCUCCAAUUCUGGUUCCAACUCUGGCUCUAACUCUGGCUCCAACACAGGUUCCAACACAGGUUCCAACGCAGGUUCCAACACAGGUUCCAACACAGGUUCCAACGCAGGUUCCAACACAGGUUCCAACGCAGGUUCCAACACAGAUUCCAAUUCUGGUUCCAACUCUGGCUCUAACCCUGGUUCCAACUCUGGUUCUAACUCUGGUUCUAACUCUGGUUCUAACUCUGGCUCUAACUCUGGCUCUAACUCUGGUUCCAACUCUGGCUCCAACUCUGGCUCUAACUCUGGUUCUAACCCUGGCUCUAACUCUGGUUCUAACUCUGGUUCUAACUCUGGUUCCAACCCUGGCUCCAACCCUGGCUCCAACCCUGGCUCUAACCCUGGUUCCAACCCUGGCUCCAAUUCUGGUUCCAACCCUGGUUCCAACUCUGGCUCCAACUCUGGCUCUAACUCUGGCUCCAACACAGGUUCCAACACAGGUUCCAACGCAGGUUCCAACACAGAUUCCAAUUCUGGUUCCAACUCUGGCUCUAACCCUGGUUCCAACCCU
Maudiozyma saulgeensis is the source of this 2274-nucleotide messenger RNA. NCBI's taxonomy places the organism in Eukaryota, Fungi, Ascomycota, Saccharomycetes, Saccharomycetales, Saccharomycetaceae. The record is from the annotation of a GenBank genome assembly.